AGAAAGAUGUUUGUAUUCAGAUGACUGAAUUGGGUAAAAAGUAUGAACCAGUAUUCAGCUUUAAAUGUACGAUAGCUUUAAAUGUCAGCUAUUUGUAGGAAGAGAAAAAACUACUAAUAAAAAUAAGCAAAGAAAAGUUGUCAGAGAUUGUGUUUUGUUGAGCUACAAUCUGAUGGUGAAUCGAUGAUAUUUAUCACUUUUGGGGACAAGAGAUGCUUGAUACAUUCAAUCCAAAGAUAUAAAAAAUGAAAUUAAAAUUGAAGUGUUUACUUGAUUCCAAUGAGUUGUAAGCGCUUCACAUCUCAACAUGUUUCUCAACGUAAACCCAACUCUAUUCAACAUUUUUUGUGGUUGUUUAACUGUUUGGUUGAUCAAGCAUUUGUUCAACUUUAUUAAUCGACUUCAAAAACUUCCUCCUGGUCCAUGGGGUUUACCUUUUGUGGGUUAUUUGCCAUUCAUCAAGAAAGAUGCUUACAUACAAAUGACUGAACUGGCUAAAAAGUAUGGACCAGUUUUCAGCUUCAAAUGUGGUCAGUUUGAUGUGGUUGUGAUAAACGAAGUAAAAGCCAUUGAAGAAGCUCUAAGGAACGACCAUUUAUUAGCUCGUCCGGAUGCAAACUUUGUUCCUGGAUUCAAACGUGCUCCUUCAUUAAUUGAAAUGUCGGGUGAGCCUUGGAGACAGCAAAGACAAGUUGCUCUAACAAUACUUAGCGAUGUUGGUCUUGGAAAAAGUACACUUGAAGAAAAGAUCAAAGAAGAGAUUGGUUUCUUCAUUGAAUCUCUAAAAUCAGCAAAUAGUAAGAAUGGUGAUUUCAAUGAGAUUAUUGGAUUGAGUGUGGCGAAUAAUAUCUCAAUCCUUUUAUUUGGACAUCGCUUUGAAUAUAAUGAUCCUGUGGGAAUCGAAAUGUAUCGUAAUGUGAAGCAAGUUAUUGAAAGUGUUACAUAUUUCAGUAAAUUCAUGUUCAUGCCUAUUAUGCUUGUUUCUGUUUCCUUGACUGCCCAUUUCAAUUCGGCCCUCAGAAAACUAACCAGUAACUCGCAACAGCUCGAAAAGAAAGUUACAAUAGAAGUUGCUAAACAUAGAGAAAAGGGAGCAACUCAUGAAAUUGAAGAUUAUAUCGAUGGAUUCUUGCAAGAAAUGGAUAAGCAGAAAGAUUCCAAUUCGAGUUUUAAUAUGGACACACUGCGAAGAAAUACUGCUGAUUUUUACACUGCAGGAUCCGGCACCACAACACAUGUAUUGAACUUCAUGAUGUUAUAUUUGAUUACUAAUCCUGAAUGUCAACGAAAAAUUCGAGACGAAAUUAAGCAAACUAUUGGAUUCGAAAGACAACCAGAUUAUGCAGACAGAACUUCAAUGCCUUUCACAAUGGCGUUUAUUUUUGAAUCUCUACGAAUGGCAACACUAGUUCCUCUUAAUCCUCAUAGACGUGCUGCUCGAGACACGAAGGUUAUGAACUUCUUUAUUCCUGAAGAUACAAUAGUUAUUCUCAACUUCUGGGCUGUUCAUCGUGAUCCAAAUCUAUGGAAUGAUCCUCAUUCUUUUAGACCAGACAGAUUUCUUGAUAAAGAUGAGACAACAGUAAUAAAGUCCCCAAAUUUGAUGCCAUUUAGUGGAGGUAAAAGGAUAUGUCCAGGUGCAACUUUGGCUUUGAUGGAGCUGUUUCUUUAUUUGGUUUCAAUACUGCAAAACUUUCAAGUUUCAGCUCCAGAAGGAGAUAAUAUAUCUGACGAAGUUAAUUAUGUCUUUCUCAGAAUGGUCAAAAACCCUGUAAAACUCUAUUUUAACCCUUUGAAGGAAAACUAGUAAAUGUUUACUAAACAUUAUCUUGACUCAAAACCUGAGUAGCUUGAAUAUCAACAAAAAAAGAUGAAAUUAAGUAAACAAUUGAAUGCGAACGUCAACCUGAUUAUGCAGACAGAACUUCAAUGCCUUUUACGAUGGCUUCAUCUAUGAAUCUCUACCAAUGGCAACAAUAGUUCCUCUUAAUGUCCUAAAUGUCCUGUUCCAAAACACAAAGGUAAUGAGCUAUACCUAAAGAUACUCUCAACUUCUGGGCUGUUCAAUGCUGAUGAUGGGAUGAUGAAUUGAAGUUAUUGUAACACUUACGAUGCUAAGAGACACUCAAUAUAUAAAAUGAAAAGAUAUAAGAAAUGAAAUUAAAAUUGAAGUGUUUAUUUGAUUGCAAUGAGCUGUAAGCGCUUAACAACUCAACAUGUUUAUCAACUUAAACCCAACUCUUAUUCAACA
This is a messenger RNA of Tetranychus urticae (two-spotted spider mite), 2251 nucleotides long. The record is from RefSeq and is a predicted model, not a curated record. NCBI's taxonomy places the organism in Eukaryota, Metazoa, Arthropoda, Arachnida, Trombidiformes, Tetranychidae.